This is a messenger RNA of Chrysochloris asiatica (Cape golden mole), 1983 nucleotides long. RefSeq names its product coiled-coil domain containing 41 (gene CEP83). Gene Ontology annotation, cellular component: centrosome. The transcript is spliced from 15 exons. Lineage: Eukaryota; Metazoa; Chordata; Mammalia; Afrosoricida; Chrysochloridae. Bases 1 to 1983 code for a protein of 660 amino acids. The record is from RefSeq and is a predicted model, not a curated record.
AUGGUUGUCAGCUCACUUACCAAUAUGGACACCUUUCCCAACAAUUUUCCUCCUGCUGGAGACAGUGGACUGACUAGUUCUCAAUCUGAGUUCCAAAAAAUGUUAAUUGAUGAAAGAUUACGAUGUGAACAUCAUAAAACAAAUUAUCAGACUUUGAAAGCUGAACAUACAAGGUUGCAGGAUGAGUACACAAAGUCACAAAAUGAACUCAAGAGACUGUUAAAUGAAAAGCAAACUCACCAGGAAAAAUUUCAGCUGCUGCUUGAAGAGUUAAGAGAGGAAUUAGUAGAGAAAACUAAAGAUUUAGAGGAAAUGAAGCUGCAGGUAUUAACUCCACAAAAACUGGAAUUGUUAAGAGCCCAAAUACAACAAGAAUUAGAAACUCCAAUGAGAGAGCGUUUUCGGAAUCUGGAUGAAGAAGUGGAAAAGUACAGAGCUGAAUAUAAUAAGCUUCGUUAUGAACAUACAUUUCUUAAAUCAGAAUUUGAACAUCAGAAAGAAGAAUUUGGACGCAUUUUAGAAGAAGAAAAAAUCAAAUGUGAAUCAGAGAUUGCAAGACUGGAGAAAGAUAAAGAAGAACUACACAACCAGCUGCUUAGUGUGGAUCCCACAAGAGACAGCAAGCGAGUGGAGCAACUUGUUCGAGAAAAAGUCCAUUUAUGUCAGAAAUUAAAAGGUUUAGAGGCUGAAGUAGCAGAAUUAAGGGCUGAAAAAGAGAAUUCUGGUGCUCAGGUAGAGAGUGUCCAAAGAAUACAGGUGCGGCAGUUAGCUGAAAUGCAGACUACAGUUAGAACCCUAGAGGCUGAAAAACAGUCAGCUAAACUACAGUGUGAACGUUUGGAAAAAGAGCUACAAUCAAGCAAUGAACAAAAUACUUUUUUAAUCAGUAAAUUGCAUAAAGCUGAACGAGAAGUGAAUAUAUUGACCAGUAAAGUGAAAGAACUUAAACAUUCAAACAAACUGGAAAUAACAGACAUCAAGUUGGAGGCAGCAAGAGCUAAGAGUGAGCUAGAAAGAGAAAGGAAUAAAAUUCAUAGUGAACUGGAUGGAUUGCAAUCAGACAAUGAAAUUCUCAGGUCAGCUGUUGAACACCACAAAGUGCUCUUAGUCGAAAAGGAUCGUGAAUUAAUCCGUAAAGUACAAGCUGCCAAGGAAGAAGGUUAUCAAAAACUUGUGGCAUUACAAGAUGAAAAACUAGAGCUUGAGAACAGAUUAGCAGAACUGGAGAAAAUGAAAGUGGAGCAUGAUGUCUGGAGGCAGUCUGAAAAGGAUCAGUGUGAAGAGAAAUUGCGGGCUUCACAGAUGGCAGAAGAGUUGGCCAGAAGGGAACUUCAGAGUAUUAGGUUGAAACUUCAACAACAAUUUGUGAAUAUUGAAAAUGCAGAGAAAGAAAAAAAUGAAAAUUCUGACCUAAAACAGAUUAUCAGGCACAUCAUCGGGUUCCACAUUGAGCGGACAUUGGAAGAGAAACAGACACAGUGGUUAGAAGAAAAACAUAAACUUCAUGAGCAUAUCACAGACAGAGAAGAAAAGUAUAAUCAAGCGAAGGAGAAAUUGCAGCGAGCUGCCAUAGCCCAAAAAAAGAGAAAAUCUCUUCAUGAAAACAAAUUGAAGAGACUUCAGGAAAAAGUAGAAGUUUUGGAUGCAAAGAGAGAAGAAUUGGAAACAGAAAAUCAGGUGUUGAAUAGACAAAAUGUUCCAAUCGAAGAAUAUACAAGGAUUCAAAAAAGACUAAAGGAUAUACAGAGAAGGCAUAAUGAAUUUCGCAGUUUAAUUUUGGUUCCUAACAUGCCUCCGACAGCAUCUAUCCAUCCUGUUAGCCUUCAGUCAUCAAACAUGAUUCCAGGCAUGGAACUCUCCUUUCCUCCUCAUCUUCAGGAGGAACAACAUCAAAGGGAACUCUCUUUACUGCGUAAAAGACUAGAAGAACUGGAAACAACACAAAGAAAACAGCUAGAGGAACUUGGAUCUCCUGGGGACUGA